UAUGUUCAUCGUAUUGGCCGGACGGGACGGGCCGGAAAAUCUGGGACUGCAAUAACCUUUCUUACUAAAGAUGACAACGCUGUUUUUUAUGAUCUUAAACAACUACUGCUUCAGUCACCUGUGUCUACCUGCCCGCCGGAGCUGGCAAACCAUCCGGAUUCGCAGGCCAAGCCAGGAACUUUUGUUGGAUCGAAGCGUCGCAAGGAUGAGACUGUCUUCAUAAAUUAG
Protopolystoma xenopodis is the source of this 228-nucleotide messenger RNA. The record is from the annotation of a GenBank genome assembly. Lineage: Eukaryota; Metazoa; Platyhelminthes; Monogenea; Polystomatidea; Polystomatidae.